AAUUUAGUCAUAAUUUAUCUGAAAUAGUGACAUACAGCAUGAAGCAGAUGAGUAUUGUAAAAUUUUUUGAGCCAAGCAAGGAAGUAGAGGUGAAUGAAAGUGAUGAAGAAAGUGUCAAAGAGGUUUACAGUGAGGGUUUAAAUCAAGAGCUACAGAAAACACCUCCUAAGUUUAUACAGAUCAGUAGUGAACAUGAGGAAGAUGAGCAGCAUGAAGAGAGACCUUUGAGACAAUCUGCUUGCUCUAUAAGUCUUGAGGUCAAGGAUUCAGGUAUAUCUUCGAACAGAGUUGAGGAUAGUAAAGAUACACUCCCUCAGAGUGUUACUCAGGACUAUCGGGCGUUAUCACAGAUGGAGCAAUGUAUCAUCAAAGUUGGAGCAAAUUUCACUCCAAAAAAUAGAGAUGAAACUCUCAGAUAUAUUCUUAAUAGGAUGGCUAAAAGUUAUGAAAUGGACUUAGAAUUAGCCACGAAAAGCCAGCCAGCUGUACAUAAGAUCCUGUAUAGCAAAUAAGUUAGUCAAGCAACUGAAAGAUAAGAUCACUCAGAAUUUGUUCUUAGCCAAUGAUGGACUAAAUUUUUUGAGCUUAUGGUUAGAGAAAACUAUCAAUGGGAUCUUCCCAAGUAACGAAGUACAAGAAGCGGUUCUUGAAAUUUGUGGGUUCCUUCCUAUUACUCCUGAGCAUCUUCAAGGAACUAGAUUAGGAAGGCAAGUUAAAAAUCUUGAGAAGAAUGCAAAUACAAAAUAAUUUGAAAGAAAUGGCAACAAAGGUUCUCCAUAAAUGGUACAAAUCUAUUCUUGAUCUCGGCAAUGAAUGUAAGAGUCAGAGUAAAUAUGAAGAGAAGUAUCUACAGUACAGAACUAGAAAGCUUCAAGAGGCAGCAAUAGUAAGCAAUGACAAAGAUCCUUCUUGUUGCACUGAAGAUACCAACCCAUCUAAAAUGAAAAUGGAAGCUAAAGGAAAAGUUGGCGGAAAGUCUGUCUCAAGGAAUAUCUCUGUAUUUGAUCUUACUUACAGACCUGUUGCAAACCUUGAAGGAAAUGCUCAAUCUGGAAAUAAGGAAGGAGCAAAGAACCAAAUCAUGAAGAACAUCAGCCAGAUGCAUAAGUCAUCCUUAAAGAGUUCAAAGAAGUAUGGCUAUAUGUCAAGAGCUUGGAAGUAAUGGUUCAGAGAAAAUACAAAGAUAAAACAUUUCUUAGUUCAAAGUAUUAGUUGAU
Molecule: messenger RNA, 1217 nt
Organism: Moneuplotes crassus
Lineage: Eukaryota; Ciliophora; Spirotrichea; Euplotida; Euplotidae
Source: the annotation of a GenBank genome assembly